GAACGUAGUAGUCGAGUGGAAAAGUGGCACGCUGGCCUAUGCACUAACCCUUCAAAAUCCAUUCGAUCAAUACGGAAACCUGCUAAUGACCGUAAUGUCAACCAUGCUGAACAACCACGACGACAGCGGACGUCUCCUUGAGACCGCUGCGAAGACGCUUGCCACCCAUAAUGCCACAUCACCCACGGGCUUGGCUGAAAAAAACCGUGAUCGGAACGACCACCGAAACCAACCUCGACGCCACCACCGAAACGGUCGUCGAGGCGACCAAGACGAUCACCACGGCAACAGGCACCAUGACUCCGACGACGAUGAUCCUCACGACGAUGAUCCUCACGACGAUGAUCCUCACGACGAUGAUCCUCACGACGAUGAUCCUCACGACAAUGAUCCUCACGACAAUGAUCCUCACGACGAUGAUCCUCACGACGAUGAUCCUCACGACGAUGAUCCCGUGCAAGAAGCCGAAUCCUGGCAACAAGACGAUUCUUGGCUGGGGGAGGCCAAGGUGCAUGAUUCGGAGGGCUCACAGCUGGAUUUGUUGCAGUCUAUUCGUAUCCAGGCAUUGUUGCCCGGAGAGUGUUUGGGAUCCGGAACUCCUCUGGGCACGACAUGGGCGGUGACGUACAUGCGGUUAAAUUAUACGGCGGACAAGGACUGUCGGGCUCUGACUAGCUGCACAGACUGCUUGAACUCCGGUUGUGAUUGGUGCAGUUGGCCGGCCAGCGAGGAAGCACUGCCCAAUUGGGUGCCCGACUACGAAUGGACGCAAGAGGCGUUCAGGAUCGGAGAUGGUCGCUGCGGGAUCCAUCCACGUAUAUGCAGAAAGACCUUCGGUACUAUUAACACCUGCCAGACCACCCAGGCCGAACCACUCCAACUUGUCUGGCCUAUCAUCAGCGUCAUGGUCCCUUUCAUGGUCCUUUGGCUGCUCCAUUGCAAACGCUAA
This is a messenger RNA of Gregarina niphandrodes, 949 nucleotides long. Its product is annotated as putative transmembrane protein. The record is from RefSeq and is a predicted model, not a curated record. Lineage: Eukaryota; Apicomplexa; Conoidasida; Eugregarinorida; Gregarinidae. The annotation marks the transcript as partial. The transcript has a single exon.